CAUUGCAGCUAAUCGAACACACAUUACACACAUACACAACAUAGACUUCUGGAACACCAGUUUUCUGAUCCCUAGUGUACACACACACACACACGCACACACCGCAGUAGAAAGCCUACGGGUGGGUUUGAUCUUGGAUUUUGUCAUUUCUACUAGGAAAUACCCAGGGACACACUGAAGGAGUGUUUUCUCCCCAACUGUCAACUCUGCCUCCUUUUCCCCAUCUUCUCUGGAAGAGAAUGCGUCCCGCCUUCCAGAUCACUUGUAUACUACUCUCUCUAUUAUGUUUGCCCCUCCGGAUCCAGCUCAACGGUGAAAACCAGAUCAUGGGAGAGAGACAGCAAGCUGCUGGCUCCGGACUCUGAGCAUUUUGCUGGGAGACCACAUGCCCGGGCUUCCAAUUCGGUGGCCCGCUGCUCCCUGCUCCUCCUCAUCUUUGAGAAGCAAAUAGCCUGCACCAGGGAGUGUAUGCAACUUCUGCUAACCCGAGAUCAGGUUUAAAUGGUCAAUUGGGCACGUGGUGACUUAUCAGAGAAACCCAAAAUGAAUAAUUCAACAAGCCCAAACUCCACUAACAAUGGAAUGGCUCUUGCAAGUCCAUAUAAAACAGUAGAAGUGAUAUUCAUUGUACUGGUAGCAGGAUCACUCAGUUUGGUCACCACCAUUGGAAAUAUCCUGGUCAUGGUCUCCAUUAAAGUCAAUCGCCACCUCCAGACUGUUAACAAUUAUUUUUUGUUCAGCUUGGCAUGUGCCGACCUCAUCAUAGGCGCCUUCUCCAUGAACUUAUACACUCUCUACACUGUGAUUGGCUACUGGCCCUUGGGGCCUGUGGUGUGCGACCUUUGGCUAGCCUUGGACUAUGUUGUCAGCAAUGCCUCUGUUAUGAACCUACUCAUCAUCAGCUUUGACAGAUACUUUUGUGUCACCAAGCCACUAACUUAUCCAGUCAAGAGGACCACCAAAAUGGCAGGCAUGAUGAUUGCAGCUGCCUGGGUCCUCUCCUUUGUACUGUGGGCACCUGCCAUUCUCUUCUGGCAGUUCAUUGUAGGGGUAAGGACCGUGAAGGAUGGAGAGUGCUACAUUCAAUUUUUCUCCAAUGCUGCUGUCACCUUUGGCACAGCCAUUGCCGCUUUCUACUUGCCUGUGAUCAUAAUGUCAGUCUUGUACUGGCACAUAUCCCGAGCCAGCAAGAGCAGGAUAAAAAAGGAUAAAAAAGAAGCUGUGACAAACCAGGACCCAGUCUCUCCAAGUCUUGUCCAAGGCAGGAUUGUGAAACCGAACAACAACAACAUCCCCACCAGUGAUGAUGGGCUGGAGCAUAACAAAAUUCAGAAUGGCAAAGCCACCAGAGAUGCAGUGACUGAAAACUGUAUUCAAGGGGAGGAGAAAGAGAGUUCCAAUGAUUCCACCUCUGUCAGUGCUGUGGCUUCUAACAUUAAAGAAGAUGAUAUAACCAGAGAAGAAAACACAGUUUCCACCUCCCAGGGCCAUUCCAAAGAAGAGAAUUCCAAGCUGACAUGCAUCAAAAUUGUCACCAAAACCCAGAAAGGCGACUGCUGUGCUCCCACCAAUACCACUGUAGAGAUUGUUGGCCCUUCAGGACAGAAUGGGGAUGACAAACAGAAUAUUGUUGCCCGCAAGAUUGUAAAGAUGACUAAGCAGCCUGCAAAAAAGAAACCUCCUCCUUCCAGAGAAAAGAAAGUGACCAGGACUAUCUUGGCUAUCCUAUUGGCUUUCAUUGUCACCUGGACCCCAUACAAUGUCAUGGUGCUUAUAAACACCUUCUGUGCAACCUGUGUUCCCAAUACAGUAUGGACAAUUGGUUACUGGCUCUGUUACAUCAAUAGCACCAUCAACCCUGCUUGCUAUGCUUUGUGCAAUGCCACUUUCAAGAAAACUUUCAAACACCUUCUCAUGUGUAAUUACAAGAACAUAGGAGCCACGAGGUAAAAAGGAUUGAAGAUGAGAGAGGGAAACCAAGGGAUUAAUGAAGAGGCUAGAAGAGGAAACCAUUUCCCAAAUUUUAAAACUAUGCCAUAGCACUUUAUAUGAUUAGUAUGAAAUGUGCAAUCAAGGAAAGCAGUGAAAACAUUCAUGGUGGGGCCUCUGUUCCCCACCCCCCUUGGAGAAUUGCACUUUAAAAAGUUGUUGCAAGAAGGAAAGGGAAGGAGCCAAUGGAAGAUAUGGAUUUAAGUCAAUGUUCCCUGUUUCCUGACAGCAUCACACAGAAGGGCUUUUGUGUCUAUACUUUUGUCUAUUCCUGUAUAAUAGUAAUCAAAUCUCUCUCUUUUUAAAAUUUAAUUGGGAUUAUUUGUUCUAGCGUGUCUAUCUGAGGAUAAUAUACAACAUAUAGUGACUUUUAUUGGAAAUUAGACACUAAAUAUAUAAAUAACAUAAAAAGACGUAGAAAGGAAAGACAAUGGAUAGUGAUGUCAUAUUGAGCAGAUGAUCUGCAAGCAUCAAACUGAUACAAUGGCUUUGUCAGGGUCUUAUAUGGAAAAUUGUUAUGUAACAUGUGCAUUUAUCCAUACCUAUAUCUUUCACUUCUCCAAAAGGAAGCUAAAAAGGGAGAGUCCAAGGUCUUCUUUAUUUUGCUCUGUCAUCAGAGUAGUGUGUUGCUCUGCUCUCUCUUACAUUGUAUCCCUAUCCUAAUAGGGAUGCCCCUAUUAAGUUUUCAUUGAAUUUAGCUACACAGGCAUGGGCAUGAAUAUGGGGGCUCCUUGCUGCUCAUUGUAUCUUUCGGACUCUCUUGAGGUAAGAGUCAAUAGAACUUUAAUUUCUUUGAGUUCUUAUGUGUAAUAUCUCCAACUGAGCUGGAUUUCAUCUCAAUAGCUUCUAAUUUUGUUAAAAAAAAAAACCUGUCCAAGGCAGGAUGGAGAAUCAAAGCCAUCUGCAAAAUGAAGGGUUUCAUCAAAUUAGUCACUAGGCAGUUUGGUUGGAAAUCCCAAAAAGAGACCAGAUCAUUUUAGAAAUGAGGAAAUAGAUAGGGAAAAUUGAGGAUAGAGCAAGAGAAGACUAUUUCCAAUAGAUAUAAACAUCCUGUUCAGGAUCUGCCUGACAUGAGAAAUCUUAACCUAUAAAAAGAUGAAUUCUUUGUUGGUGUCAGUCAUGAAGAAGACUCCACUUCUUCCUAAACUGAAUUAACAUGGUCACCUCAAAUCUGUCCUAGUUCUAAUCCCAAAAUAAAACAUUUCUAAAGUCCUUCUUAUCUGCAAAUGCCCAUCAUCAUAUUAAAUAGAGUUGGGGUAUUCAUUUGUUAGAUUAAAACCCAGAAUGAUAUAAAUAUUUGAUUCAGCCCAUGAAAAUGGAAAAGAUAAGAUAAGUUCUAUUCUAGCCCCACUAGUAGCAUGUUAAACAUGCUCCAAACAAUCAAUUCCUUCUACAUUCUCUCAACUACCUAGUUCUCUUAUCCAAAGAAUAAUUAUAGUCUUUGUGUUGAUAACAUGGAUUAUAAUCAAAUUGAGGACAGAAUGAAUUCAGAAGAAUCUGAUAAAUAAAUGUAGGUGGGAUUUUCCUGUUUCAUCUUCUCACUACGCCCAGAGUUUUUGACAUAAACAAAGGCAGAGCAGGAAUUUAGUUGUCCAGAAUUUCUGCACAUAGCAUCUCUCCCAUUAAAAUUUCUGGAUGUUAAUCCAAAUAUAUUUAUUUACCUUUGUGUUGACUACUAUUAGCAUAAUAUGAACUUAACCCCCAACUUUUUCCUCAUUUCAUGUAUGAUAGUUUUUCAAACCAAGCUUUGGAAGGAUAGCCUUUUAAAUUGCAGAGUAGUUUCCAUUUUAAGAUACAUAUUUAGUGUUGAAUUUUGCUGAGUUUUACAUUCUUGGAGUAUAUCAAAUAAUGAUAACUGUAGCUUCUGAUAGAAUGAUGGUGAAACAUUCAUGUAAAUCAUAGUACACCCACGUGAAAUACAGACUUACUUUUGAGAUGCCUGACUAUAUACACUAAUCAGUUUAACUGUUAUUUUUAAAGCAACAACAACAAAAAGAAAAGAAUCUCAUUACUUGAGUAAGUAGACUUUCCAAAGUAACUACUUGUUUGAUAUCAACUUUUCUCUUAAAAAAAAAAAACUGUUUGUAUGUGUCAGCAUAAACAUUUAAGUAAUGUAGUUUCCAUCACCAUGAUGAUUCAAAGUCAAAGUUUCAUUCUCUGCUUCAAUUUAUUCAAGAUGUAUCUAGAAACAACUGAUGUAUAAAAUGAAAAAAAAAACCCACAAAUGGACCAACCAGUUGACUCUUGCAAACAAUGCAACAGUUUGGUUGAUUGAUUAAGUAAAUAAUGGAAAAAUUCUGCAUUCAAAGGUUGAGGAUUCAAGGUUCUGGAUAUCAGGGGCAGCUAGGUGGCAUAGUGAAUAAAGCACUGGCCCUGGAGUCAGGAGGACCUGAGUUCAAAUCUCAUUACAGACACUUACUAGAUAUGUGACCCUGGGCAAGU
Molecule: messenger RNA, 4431 nt
Organism: Dromiciops gliroides (monito del monte)
Lineage: Eukaryota; Metazoa; Chordata; Mammalia; Microbiotheria; Microbiotheriidae
Gene: CHRM2
Product: cholinergic receptor muscarinic 2
Exons: 3
Coding region: 502-1950 (482 amino acids)
Biological process (GO): regulation of heart contraction; adenylate cyclase-activating adrenergic receptor signaling pathway
Cellular component (GO): plasma membrane
Molecular function (GO): G protein-coupled acetylcholine receptor activity
Source: RefSeq, a predicted model, not a curated record